AUGAACGAAGUCAAAGUGCAGACAGGAAGCUGUUGCUGCUGCUCCAGGAUCAGCGCCAUCAUGGAGCGGGGUUCUGGUUCUGCCCCGGGUCUGAUGUGGGUCCUGGGUGUCUUGAUUUGGUGUUCGGUUCCAGUGCAGUCUCACCCUCAGUGUCUGGACUUUAAGCCUCCUUUCAGGCCACUCAGAGAGCUGCAGUUCUGCGCCAUGUACCGAGAGUUCGGCUGCUGUGAUUUCGACAAGGACCAGCAGCUGAUGACCAGAUACUACUCUAUCAUGGACCAAUUCGACUACCAGGGCUACGCCAACUGCGCCAGCUUCGUCCACGACCUGCUUUGUCAGGUAGGGACGAGAACAAGGGCACCGGGACUCAGACACAGAGAUAGGAACACACACACACACUGAGUGAAUUAAAGUGUGAUACUAACAUAUAUAUAUAUAUAUGAAUAUAUAUAUGUGUGUGUGUGUGUGUGUGUGUGUGUGUGUGUGUGUGUGCGUGCGUGCGUGCGUGCGUGCGUGCGUGCGUGCGUGUGUGUGUGAGAGAGAGAGAGAGAGGGAGAGAGAGCUGUUAAAUCAUUAAUAAGUCUGUCAUAUAUUUCUGAUUUGUACACCGACAGGCACACCUGACACAGACAGACAGGUGACAGGAGAAACACCUGUCACCUGGUGCUUCAAGCUACAUUUUGUCAACAUUUUUUCAUCACAAUUUUUCUAUGCAACCCCAAAUCCAGAAAACUUCAGACCCUGUGUGAAAAGCAGAACUAGCAAAUAAGUAAUCCAAUAUUUGAUUAAGGAUAAUGCAAAGACAACAUAUUACAUAUUGACACUGUAGAUGACCCUUUAAUACUGUUGGAUUUGAUGCCAGUGACAUGUUAAACCAGAGUUUAACAUAGGUCAUAUUUACUGUUUUAUUACAUAAUCUCUUUUCUCUGUUUAAAUGACUGUAAACCUUAAUGAACCCAACAGACCAGGCUUUGGCUAUCUACCUAAUCAAGGAUUUCAGCUGCUCAACAGUUUAGGGUCCUCUUUGUCCUGUUUUUGGUGUCAUGAUGCUCCAAAUGUUUUCAAUUGGGGACAAGUCAGGACUGCAGACAGACCAGUUUCUCAACAGGACUCUUCUCCUACAGAGCCAUGCUGUUGUAAUCCCUGUUGUCAGAAUAUGAUUUGUCAUGGUCUUGCUGAAAUAUGAAGGUCUUCCCUGAAAAAGUCUUUGUCUGGAUUACAGCAGAUGUUGCUCCUAAACCUGUAGAUAUUGUUCAGCAUUACUGGAGCCCUCACAGAUGUGGAAGAUACCCAUGACAUGGACUCUGUGAUCCCCAUACCAUCAGGGAUGCUAGAUUUGGACUGGGAGUUGAUAACAAGCUGCAUUUGUGGAUGCAAUAAUGAACUGUGUUCACAGAUAAUAGUUUUUGGAAGUGAUUUUGAGCCCAUGCAGUGAUUUCCACUCCAGAGUCCUGUCUGUUUUUAAUGCAGUGCUGCCUGAGGGCCUGAUGAUCAGGACCAUCCAGUCUUAAUUUUGCUCCUUGCCCCUUUAGUCCAGAGUCUCCAUCCAUCCAUUUUCUACCACUUAUUCCUGUUCCCGGGGUUGUGGGGGGGCUGAAGCCUAUCCCAGCAUCUUCAGGCGAAGGCAGGGGACACCCUGGACAAGUCACCAGUUCAUUGCAGGGCUGACAAAUAGAGACAAACACCCAUCCACACCUAUGGGCAAUUUGAAAGUGGCUCUGAAUCUUUUAAUUAUAUGAUGUUCUGUAGAUGAUGAGAUCCACUCAUUGUUUCAGAUUUGACACUCAGGAACAUUUUUCUGAAACUGUUCAACUAUUAGCUCACACAGUCUCUCACAGACUGGUGAACUUCUUCCCAUCUUUCCUUCUGACAGACUCAGCCUCUCUAAAUGUCCUUUUUAUACACAGUCAUUUUACUAAACUGUUGGAAAUUCACUUAAUUAAUUGGAGAUGUUCCUCAUUUUUUCUUUUUUUUUUUGUAUAACAACUUUAUACCUGUCUGGUUGUUUCUCUGCAAGAACCUUCUGCACUUGCAUCAAAUUUAAAACAAACCUCUUUUUUUAUAAUACAAAAGCAUUUUUUUCAGUAGGCAUUUUUUUCGUACCUUUGAUAAGUUAUCUUUGCUUUUUUUUAAUCAAAUAUGAUUUUAAAUAAUUUUUAACAAUCAAAAAAAGUUUUUAUCAGCUUUUACACAGUCCUGUAUCUGAGUUGUAACAUUCAUUGUUUUCAGUCUGAGCCAUCCAUUAUUUUCUCCUUCAUAUAAACUGAGAUGAAUGUGGAGUUCUUUGUAGCCUUAUGUGAUCACAGAUUUCUGUUUCUCUGUUUCUCCCUUUUCUGUUCUUCUCUAAAUCUGCAGUAAAUGCUAAACUCUGUGGGCUCUAUUUUCGUGCGCACCGGUGAGGCGGCGGAGGGCGGCGAGCCCCGCGCAGUUGUAUUUUCGUCUGGCGGAGCCUGGCGUAAGGCCAGUUUGGUAUUUUCGUGGACUGAGCCGCACAGAGGCGAGCCGAGAUCCGCCAAGCUGGGCGUGGUGGCGUGGCAGGGGGAGGUGUCGACAAAAUCAGCUGGCGCAGUGACAUUUUCGUGCUCGCCACCGGCGUUUAAGUGCGCUGAAAGCUCGCCGAUUCAAACCUGGUCAUCUUUCAGCGCAAGGCGGAACGCAGCUGGUCCAGUAGUAUUUUGGUAGACCGGCGGCGUAUCGACAUACGUCACUGAUGCCUCACCGGCAGGUUUCCACCGUGUCAGGCACAUUUCAGUGCAAUAAAUAAUCAUCAUCAACUAUUAAUCUGAGUCAGAACAUACAUUUAGAUCUAUAUAGAUAUAUUCUGAUCUAUAUCUGAUCUGAUGAGCGCGUUUGGCACGUGUUGGACACACAACCUGACCGAAUCAACACAGCUGAAACCGCAUCAAAUUAAAUUAAAUAUCUAGUAAAUAUACUCACAUGAUGAAGUUAACAAGAUAUGUAAUUCGUCUCCCUCCUUCUCUUUCUUCCUCUUCCUCUUAUUUCUCGCACAGCUCGACCUGGACACGUCUCCGUGUCCUCUGUCCGUCUUGCUGCUGCUGCGGCUGAACAGAUGAUUUGUUUCACUGCUCAGAUGCGUGAUCUACUUUAAGCCGACAUACGGAUAUUAUAAUAUUCAGUUUUGUGGGCCAAAUUUAUUUUAUAUGCCAACAUCUAUGAAAGACAGAGCCAGGCCACGGAGCGCGAUGCGUCAUUUACGCACAGAUGGUUCUGAUUUUAAUGCCAUUUUUGGAGUUUAUGUUGUGAUCUGUGCGCUCAACCCACCUUUGUCACGUGAGGUUUGAAUAUGAGCAACUUUAUUUGAGUGUCUUUAUUUGUGGAAAAGGGUGUUUGUCUUACCACUGGGUCCAACAUUACACACACCAAAUCCAUCUGUGCUCAUAUGAGAGGGUGUGGAGGACACUUGUUGAGGAGCUGCCCUCUGUCGCCAUCUUGUGGCAUUACUGUCUUAAGACAUCUCUUGAUCUCUUUGACUACUUCAUGAAAAUAGUAAUAUGCCUUGCCUGUGGCGGAUUUAAAGGCAAGGAGAGGAGCUUAUGUGAUUGGUGGAAACAGGUCUCGGCUGUGUUAAACCCACUCCACGCCCUCUCUCCUCCCCAUCUACGACUUAUGGUGCUGGGAGGAGCUGAGUUAGGGAGGGGGGAUACUUACGCCGGGCUGUGCGGCUCACCGAGAUACCAAAAUGUGCUUGGGAACGCCUUGUCAGCGCGGUGGAUCUGACUGACGCUGCGCUUGCGGCACGUCUCCGGCGAGGCACCAAAAUAGAGCCCUGUGUGUCUGUAUGCUGCUCCAUGUUCUCCCUCACUGACCUGCAGGUGUCAACCUAUUACACUCUACACCUGUCCCUCAGUCUGCCUCACUCCUCUCUCCUCUUUCUCUGUGCAGGAGUGUUCUCCAUUUGCAGCUCACUUGUUUGACACCGAAGACCCCAGCACCCCAACCAGGACCAUUCCUGGACUCUGCCCAGAUUACUGCUCCAUGUUCUGGGGAAAGUGUAUCUCCACCCUCCCCCUGCUGUCUGAUGACCCGGUCAUCACUCGAAUCAGAGAUGACGAGUCACGCCUCUGUCAUUACCUGCAGCUGGAUGACCCUGACUACUGCUACCCCCACCUCCUCAGUAACCAAAAACUGACCAAGAACCUUGGUCGGGUCCAGUCAGACUCUGAAGGCUGUCUGCAGCUCUGUCUGGAGGAAGUCGCUAACGGGCUGCGGAACCCGCUUGCCAUGGUGCACGCCAACGACGGCACACACCGUUUCUUUGUAGCUGAGCAGUUGGGCCUGGUGUGGGCAUACCUGCCAGACCGAUCCAAACUGGAGAGACCGUUCCUGAACAUCACAAAGGCGGUCUUGACUUCAUCCUGGGAGGGAGAUGAGAGAGGGUUCCUGGGGCUCACCUUUCACCCAAACCACAAGUACAAUGGGAAACUCUAUGUUUAUUACUCUGUGGAAGUCGGCUUUGACGAACGGAUCCGGAUCAGUGAGUUUCGGGUGUCCACCAAUGAUAUGAACCUGGUGGAUCACACCUCAGAGCGGUACAUAAAUGACUUAGAAACCAGAAUUACAUUUACACUGAAACACAGAAAUGAACUGUUACACCUGGUAUCCAGGUACUAUCCACGGUCCGUUUAGAUUCUGUUUUUCCUGUUUGUUUUGUGUUCAGGGUCAUUCUAGAGAUUGAUGAGCCAGCCUCAAACCAUAACGGGGGACAGCUUCUCUUUGCUGAUGACGGUUACUUGUACAUUUUCACCGGGGAUGGGGGGAUGGCCGGAGACCCCUUUGGGAAAUAUGGAAACGCCCAGAACAAGUGAGGGCUUCAAAAGAUGACCCAGAUAAACGUCUCAUGUUGUGUUCAUGUUUUAAUCUGGAGUUACUCAAAACAAAUGAUUGUGUGUGUCCAUAUUUUCAUCCUUCUCUUCUAACUCAGGUCAGCUCUGUUGGGCAAAGUUCUGCGCAUCGAUGUGGAUGAUAAUGAAAGAGGUCCAUUAUACAGAAUUCCUCCCAACAAUCCCUUCAUACGUGAGCGCAGCGCUCGUCCAGAAGUUUAUGCAUACGGUGUCCGCAACAUGUGGAGGUGUUCAGUGGACAGGGGUGACCCGCUGACCAAAGAGGGCAAAGGUCGGAUCUUCUGCGGGGAUGUGGGUCAGAACAAGUUUGAAGAGAUUGACAUCAUUGAGAAAGGACGGAAUUAUGGCUGGAGAGCCAAAGAGGGAUUCUCCUGUUAUGAUAAGAAGCUGUGCACCAACAGCUCCCUGGGUGGGUGUGAUCUCUGCAGUUUUUUCUUUUAAAUUUUGAUUUAGUAUCUGUGAGUCUCAGUUUCAUGCUGAUUGAUAUUAGACCUGUCACGGGUGAGAAUUUUGUGGAAAAUGUGUGUUCUUCUCAUAGGUUUCAGUUUCAUGAAGAAUAGAGUCAUAACGCUCAUUUGUCUCAGCUUUAUGAUUGUUGAUGCUUCCCAUGAGUCUCAGUUUCACAGUGAUUACAGUUCUUUUUACAAGGCUCAGUUUGAUGGUAACUCUCAUACCCCUCAUUAGCCUUAGUUUCAUGGUAGUCCACAUCUUACAUCCCAAGAGUCACAUUUUCAUGGUGAUUGGUGUCAAACCUCACAUGGGCCUCAGUUUCAUGGUUUUUUAUGUUUACCUCUCAUUUGUCUGAGUUUUAGGAUUGUAGGUUAUGUGUAUCCCACAUGCCUCGUCAUUAUCACUGUCAUUUAUGUCUUACUCUCACGAGUCUUGGUUUUGUGGUAAUUAAUGUCAAACUUCUGAUGGGUCUUAGUUUCUUGGUUACUGAUGGCACAUGCCUUGUUUGUCUUAGUUUCAUGGUGACCACAUCUUACCUGCUAACCUGCCUCACAGCUUUAAGGUGAUUCAUGUUAAGAAGUCUCAGUUUUAUGGUGGGUGGUCUCCUGCCUUUCCUAGGCCUGGGGUUCAUUGUUAUAGAUAUCAAACCUACAGAAUGAUAAGCUUGAUUCUGUGGUAGUUCAAAUAAAAUCAUUGUAUCUAUGAUAGUUAUUUUUUAAUGAUUCUUGCUCUCUGCUGCUGCACUAGACGACGUCCUGCCGAUCUAUGCCUAUCCUCAUAAGAUGGGAAAGUCAGUUACUGGAGGUUACGUGUACAGAGGCUGUGAAUACCCCAAUCUGAACGGCAUGUACAUCUUUGGAGACUUCAUGAGCGGGUGAGCCUAUCUACAGACAAACACAGAUAAAACAGCAUCUACAUUAGCUAUCGUAUAACUGCAACACUGUAAAAUGUUGAGAAAACAGAAAGUCUCUAUUUAAUUUUAAAUAGGAUAGGGGACGUAUACAAUGUUGAAACAUAAAAUAAUUAUCAGAAUAUGAAAAACUCUGGUUUAAUCCCAAGUUAAACAAAAAACAAAUUUUAAUAAGUUGGGACAGGAAUGUUGCCAUCUGAGAACAAGCCAGGUGGUCCCUCUAUUUCUUGAUGCAGAGGAUGUGGCAUCUGUGAUUUCCACAAAAAAUGACUCAAGUCCAGAGAAGACUCUGGUGUUUCUGGAUCCUGUUUCUAUCCCGUUUCCUCUUUGCAUGGUUCAGUUUUAACUUCAUUUAUGGAUGUAGUAAUGAACCGUGUUUACACACAAUGGUUUUGGAAGUUAUUUUGAGCCCAUGCGGUGAUUUCAACAACAUAAUCCUGUCUGUCUGAUCCUCUAAAAACUUUCUCGACACAUGUUGCUGCCCUCAUGUUUAAGUGAGUAGAUAUUUUUCAUGAAACGAUACAUUAUCUUUGCACAUAUGCCAAUCUAAUUCACAGUUUUUAUCAACAUUUUACACAGAAUCCAAACUAUUUGGAAGCUGUACAAAAAAUAUGAUGAUCUGCAAAGUUUGAAGUGCAUUCAUAACAAAUUUAAACAUAUUUAUAAAAUAUUUUUAACGCAUUUUACCUUAAUGUCUGUGUGUUGCAGGCGUCUGAUGAGUCUGCGUGAGGAGAGGGGCUCAGGUGUGUGGAGGUAUAAUGAGAUCUGUAUGGGGAAGGGUCUCACCUGUACCUUCCCUGGACUCAUCAACAACUAUCAGCAGUACAUCAUCUCCUUCGCAGAGGACGAGGCCGGUAUAACACACACACACACACACACACACGCACACACACACACACACACACACACACACACACACACACACACACACACACACAUUAACACAUGCACACACAUUAACACAUGCACCCAUACACUCGUAGUUGUGGUGUGAUGUCAUCCUGUGAUGUAAUCGUGUCCACCAGGUGAGCUGUAUUUCCUGUCCACUGGAGUCCCGAGUGCCACGUCCCCGUCAGGGGUUGUUUAUAAAGUCGUUGAUCCAUCAAGGUGAUUAAAAUAACUAUGUGAUAUAAAUAUGAUCAAUCAUCACUGAAACCAAAGAUUAACUUUACAUUCCUGCCGAGGUCUGGAUCAUAUCUGGGGUUUAUGUGGAGAUUUAUUUAUUCCCAAACAUGAGAAAUGCAACAUGUUCUGCAUUUAAAACAUGGUGUCAGUCAUAUCAAAAACAUAUCUUUGCUCCAUAUACUGAUGGCAUCAAAGUGGUCCUAAUCUGGAGAUCUGAUAUGCUCUGGAUAUGACAUUUUACACUUUUAUAUAUUUAGCACAGAGCUCAUCAUAUCUGGGCAAAGUCGUCUCUGGAUUCUGGGGUCUUUUGCACAGUGAAUCUGAUUUUUUUUGUUAUUAACAGACAGUUUUUAAUAUAAGUGUGAUGAAAAAUCAUUGUCUUUUGACCAGUUUCAUCACAGCAAGCUAGUUCAUCAGACAUAUACAGAAACAGAAGUGUAUCUAUGACUGACAACCAUUUUUCUGUCAAAGACUCAAGGAGCAGAUGAGUCUGGUUCUCUCUGCAGUCUGAAGAUCUUUGUCUGUGUUUCUGUGUUAAACGAGGAGUCAGUUUAAAAUGAUAACCAGUCCAGCUCUUCCAUCUGACUGUAUUUAAUUAUAUUUGCUUUUUAAAAUUUUUAUUGUUCUUUAUGUUUCAGACGAGCUCCACCACGACACUGUCACUACGACCCUCUGCCAGUCAGAGUAAAGAGCAACCUCAUCAAGUUUGUCCCCCAAGAGAGUGAGUCACUGUUUGCUUUUACUUUAGAAGGUACCGGGCUUUUAUAUGAUGCAGGUUUGAAUUAGAGUUUGUGCCAAACUCUCUCUGUCUGAGAGUAAAACCAUUAAUUUUUCCUAUUUUGGUAAAAAGUGAGAGCCCCCUUUCAGCUCAUUACUGCAGGUUCCUCUUCUGGUUGAACUACUACAUUAUGGGUGAGAGCAGCCACUGCUCUCACCCAAAAAAGGGAGUAGGGCCACAACUCCAGUGCAGUCCCCUGAUGGAUUACUUUUAUUUGUGUAGAAAAACAGUCAACUCAAGCGUGUGCAGGUGGUUAAAUGGAUAAAUGUCAGACGAUGAAAACACUGUCACUUCGACAGCUCUGGGCCUUUGUUUGUAUGAUUCCACUGACUACUCCUUUUCUUCCUAGAGAGAGGUUUUCUUUACUUUCUGGAUUCCUCAACAUGCACUGAUGCUACUCAAGUUUUGGUUAUUAACCAGCAUGCCAAGUCUUGAGCAUGUGCAAAAUACUUAGGGCUGCACAAACACUAUAUAUGCAUCAAAACCAAUUAUGUUACUAAUCUUUUACAUGUCCAAGACUGUGAUAGCAGGUUAAAAAAAUUGUGUCUCUGAUCAUUUUUUGUAAUGAAAAUAUGUAAUUUUGUGUUUUUCCCCUCCUAAAAUCAGUGACUUCAUCUUCUAAAUUGGCACUUAAAGGGUUAAAAUCCUUUUUUUUUUUUAAUAUAUAUAUAUUUAGUAGUUUUGAUCAGGACUGAGGUUGCUUAACAGAUUUAUGCAAAAAAAGGAGAAAGAAGUAUGAAGUAUAUAACAACUUGUCAACUACUCACUAAGUAGCAUUGCUAUGAUGUCAGGUCAGUGAGGGUAUAUUGGUGUCCUAAGCAUGUAAACACCAGAUCAGACAAGAUCACAAAGCCUGUAAACAGAAGCCAUAGAUGGCUCAGGUCACAAAGGUGGUCCAAAUACUGAAGAUUCGGGCCUUUGUUUCUUAUUGAUCACUAAAAUUGAUUAAUAACUGCUCUCUUGAUUUUAUCGAUCUCCAGCAUUAAUUGGGGAAGAACCUCCCAGCAGACACAGGACAGAGGCUCCAUCCACAGAGUCCUAUGACUGGCUCCAGGAGCUCAUAGACCGUUUGGGGGAGCUGGGACAAGACCAAACCACGGCUCUGCCCACCACCAGCACCCCCAAACCCCCCAGACACCCAAGGAGGAAGGGCCGCCGCAGGAAGGGAAAGUCCAGAACAGAGAGUCGUCCAGAGAUCAGGGAGGGAGCGGUGAGGCUGGUGGGUGAUGAAGAGGGGCGGGGCGACAGGGGACGGGUGGAGGUGUUUGUGGGAGGGGAGUGGGGCACCGUGUGUGAUGACCUGUGGACCACCAACAAUGCGGCAGUGGUCUGCCAACAGCUGGGCUUCAGGUUCGCUUUAAAAGCAGCAAAAAACUCAGAGUUUGGUGAGGGGCGGGGCUUGCGGAUCCUUCUGGAUGAUGUUCAGUGUGACGGAAAUGAGAGCACCCUGCUCGACUGCAAACACGCCGGCGUGGGGACCCAUAACUGCGCCCACUAUGAGGAUGCUGGAGUUAUCUGUGGAAACUCAGACUACGUGGUCCAUGUCUGA
Molecule: messenger RNA, 9674 nt
Organism: Xyrichtys novacula (pearly razorfish)
Lineage: Eukaryota; Metazoa; Chordata; Actinopteri; Labriformes; Labridae
Source: the annotation of a GenBank genome assembly